Myxocyprinus asiaticus (Chinese sucker) is the source of this 4567-nucleotide messenger RNA. RefSeq names its product solute carrier family 8 member 4b (gene slc8a4b). NCBI's taxonomy places the organism in Eukaryota, Metazoa, Chordata, Actinopteri, Cypriniformes, Catostomidae. The record is from RefSeq and is a predicted model, not a curated record. Gene Ontology annotation, biological process: calcium ion import across plasma membrane; cell communication; sodium ion transmembrane transport. Gene Ontology annotation, molecular function: calcium:sodium antiporter activity. The transcript has 9 exons. Gene Ontology annotation, cellular component: postsynapse; sarcolemma; axon. Bases 315 to 3308 code for a protein of 997 amino acids.
GCGACACACACUGUCAUCUGCUCCUCCUUUUAUUCUCAGUGUUGAACUUUGAGCAGAGCGUUAAUACAGCAAAGUGGCAUUUCGUCCCGUUGCUGUCAGUGGCGGUAUGACUAGACCACAACUCACUCACUCACGAGAGGAAUUUGGCAAAGAGCCGGUGAUCAGCAGAGGAGAUGGACGUGCAUAUUAGAUCAGUUUGAUUUAGAGGACACUUCCCAGAGGUUUUUAAGAGGAAGCGAGAGACAUUUCCAUUACAAAACAGUACUAGCAGCUCAAACCAGUGCCAAACGGGACCGGUGAGGAAGAAGAGGUGGAUGAAGACCGUUUUGUUUAGAGAUACAUGCCUAUACACCAGCAACGGGCGGGAGAAACCUUUGUUACAAGACCUGGACAAGACUACUGAAAGUCCAUCAGUCACCAUCCUCAACAAGAGGGAGAAUUUCAACCGACAGAGCCCUAUUUUGAAUUUGGAAGGUCAGCGGUCAACUUUGUGGCAUUCUAGCACAAACCAUCAGAGACCGGCCAUGCCUUUAUCCUUCGGUCCGUCCCACCUUUCCCCCUUGUCCUUCAUUCACCUGUUCCUCCUCCUUGUUCUCCUCCUUUCUUUCUCCACCACUUCUCAAGCUGACUCCCAUGAUGCACCCCAAUCUACCUCCAACUGUUCCCAAAAUGAAGAUUGUGCAGAUGGGGUCCUUUUGCCUGUUUGGAAUCCCCAGAAUCCUUCAGUUGGCGACAAAGUAGCCCGUGCCAUUGUGUACCUUGUGGCACUUGUCUAUAUGUUCCUAGGCAUGUCGAUCAUCGCUGACCGCUUCAUGACUGCUAUCGAAGUUAUAACGUCUCAGGAAAAGGAGAUCACUACAAAGAGACCCAAUGGGGAAACCGUAACAACUACAGUUCGUAUUUGGAACGAGACUGUCUCCAAUCUAACCCUCAUGGCUUUGGGUUCCUCAGCACCUGAGAUCUUGCUUUCCGUCAUUGAGGUCUGUGGACAUCAGUUUGAAGCUGGAUCUCUUGGUCCCAGCACCAUUGUGGGCAGCGCUGCCUUCAACUUGUUUGUGAUCAUUGGCAUCUGUGUCUAUGUGGUACCUGACGGUGAAACACGUAAGGUCAAACAUCUUCGAGUUUUUUUUGUGACGGCGGCGUGGAGCAUGUUCGCCUACAUCUGGCUCUAUCUCAUCCUCUCUGUGUUCUCGCCUGGUGAGGUCGAAGUGUGGGAGGCAGUGUUGACUUUCCUUUUCUUCCCUCUCUGCGUGGUCCAGGCCUGGAUUGCGGACCGUCGUUUGCUUAUUUACAAAUAUGUCCGUAAACACUACCGAGCCAACAAGGGUCGCGGAAUCAUUGUUUCCGAGGCAGGGGAGGAGCUUGCCAAAGACGGAGAAUUCACGAAGAUGGACAUGCUGGAAAUUGAUGGAAUGGCGACACAUCUGGAUGGUGUGCUCGGCAGGGAAGUUGGGCUUGGUGGACGGGACCAAGAAGACGAGGCCAGGAGAGAGAUGGCAAGAACUCUGAAAGAACUGAAGCAGAGACACCCUGACAAGGACAUGGAGCAGCUCAUAGAGAUGGCCAAUUAUCAGGUCUUGAUACAGCAGCAGAAGAGCAGAGCUUUCUACCGCAUUCAGGCAACGAGAAUGAUGAUUGGUGCUGGGAAUAUCUUGAAGAAGCAUGCAGCAGAUCAGGCCCGUAAGGUGGUCAGCAGCGGAGAAACACGAGAGCAGGAGAACGAACCUCAUAUUACACGAAUAGAGUUUGAACCUGCCCUCUACCAGUGCUUUGAGAAUUGUGGGUCCUUAAAACUUACUGUCCAAAGGCAUGGAGGAGAUGCAGGAUGUACUGUCAAGGUUGACUACCACACAGAAGAUGGCACCGCCAAUGCUGGCUCUGACUAUGAAUUUGCUGAGGGCACAUUGGUCUUUAAACCUGGCGAGAGCCUUAAAGAGCUAACCGUUGGCAUUAUUGAUGAUGACAUCUUUGAGGAAGAUGAAUACUUCUAUGUCCGCCUGAGCAAUCCCCGCAUAGUUGGGUGGGCUGAUGGACAUCCUAUUGCUUUGGAAACCGGAGCACCCGCCCCCACCGCAGUCCUCGGCGAGGCCCACACAGCGACUGUGACCAUCUAUGAUGAUGAUCAUGCAGGAAUCUUCACAUUCGAGAGCGAAUCAGUGCGGGUAAGCGAAAGCAUCGGGAUCAUGCAAGUGAAAGUCCAGAGAACAUCUGGAGCACGUGGCCUGGUGGCGGUACCGUACCACACAGUGGAUGGAACUGCUCAUGGUGGGGAGGACUAUGAGGAAGUGUCUGGAAAACUGGAGUUCCAGAAUGACGAGACUAUAAAGACUAUUGAGGUGAAGAUUAUAGAUGAUGAAGAGUAUGAAAAGAAUAAGACCUUCAGCAUUGAGUUAGGAGAGCCAGUGUUACUGGAGAUCGGACAGAAACAUGGAGAUUCUAAUGAGAACAGAGCUGAGGUUGGGGCUGAAGAGGAAGAAGUGGCUAAGAUGGGAUGUCCCAGUCUGGGAGAACAUACCAGGCUGGAGGUGAUGAUUGAAGAGUCCUAUGAGUUUAAGAGUACAGUGGAUAAGCUCAUUAAGAAGACUAACCUGGCUCUGGUAGUGGGCAGCAGUAGCUGGAGAGAGCAGUUUGUUAGUGCUGUGACUGUGAGUGCAGGUGAUGAUGAUGAGGAGGAGAGUGGCGAAGAGCGUCUUCCAUCCUGCUUUGAUUACAUCAUGCACUUCCUCACAGUCUUCUGGAAGGUUCUCUUUGCAUUCGUCCCACCCACAGAGUAUUGGAAUGGAUGGGCCUGCUUCAUUGUGUCUAUCUGUCUGAUUGGUGUGUUGACGGCGGUCACAGGCGAUCUUGCUUGUCACUUUGGGUGCACUAUUGGCCUGAAGGAUUCAGUCACUGCUGUGGUGUUUGUUGCCUUGGGGACUUCGAUACCAGACACUUUUGCCAGUAAGGUUGCUGCCAUCCAAGAUCAAUAUGCUGACGCCUCUAUUGGCAAUGUGACGGGCAGCAAUGCCGUUAAUGUUUUCCUGGGCAUUGGUGUGGCGUGGACCAUAGCUGCCAUAUACUGGCGCACUAAGGGCAAAUCAUUCCGCGUUGAGCCUGGCUCUCUGGCCUUCUCUGUCACACUAUUCACUGCCUUGGCUGUGGUGUGUGUCAGUGUGCUCUUGUUUCGCCGGCGCCCCUCAGCCGCAGGAGGAGAACUCGGCGGUCCACGGACUUGCAAAAUAUUGACAUCCAUACUCUUUAUUUCCCUAUGGCUGAUCUACAUCCUGCUGGCCUCACUGGAAGCAUACUGCCACAUUACAGGAUUCUGAGAAACAGAACAGAAUAAAUAGUAAGGUAUCAUAUUAUCUCGGCUUAGAGGAAUACGAAAGUGGGCAGUGAAGGAGUUAUUUUUUUAUGUGUAUUUAUUAGAUAUUUAUCCUGUUACCUUUUUAAUAAGUCAGAUACGUAAGUUCGAUUUUGUAAUUUUCCAUUUUCAUAAAGGAAUUGUUCACCCAAAAAUUAAAAUUCUGUCAUUAUUUACUCACCCUCUUGAUAUUUAGCACUUGUAUGACUUUCUUUCUUGCGUGGAACACAAAAGGAGAAAUUAUGAACAAUGUGCUUGUCCCUCUUUUUAGCAAAAUUGCAAUGACUGGAGCUUUCAAGCUUCAAAAAUAAAAUGGUAAAAAGUACCAUAGAAAGUAUCAUUAAAGUGCUCCAUCCGAUUUGUGCACCAUAUUCAAAGUCAUAUGAAGUCAUAUGAUAGCUUUGUGUGAGGAACAGAGUGAAAUUUAAGUAGUUAUUCACUGAUAAUGUUCCCCUCCAGUGAGCUCUUAAAGGAAUAUUCCGGGUUCAGUACAAGUUAAGCUCAAUCAACAGCAUUUGUGGCAUAAUGUUGAUCACCACAAAAAAAUUUCAACUCGUUCCUCCUUUAAAAAAAGUAAAAAUCUGGGUUCCAGUGAGGCACUUACAAUGGAAGUGAAUGGGAUCAAUCCAUAAAAGUUAAAAUACACACUAUUUCAAAAUUAUAGCCACAAGACAUAAACAAUAUGCAUGCUAACAUUAUUUUAGUGUGAUAAAACCCUAAAACAAAUGUAAAAACAACAAUCUGAAUACCUUUACAGUUGAAAAAAUACAUGUUUUAACAGAAGAAUUAAUGAAAGUGCUUUUAUAAAAUUAUAAGCUUCACAUUUCUGCCUUUAAACCCUCCAAAAAUGGGCCCCAUUCACUUCCAUUGUUAGUGCCUCGUUUGUUUUUGUUUUUGUUUUUUUAAGAAAAGGAGGUAAUCAGCAUUAUGCCACAAAUGCUGUCGAUUGAUUUGAUCUUGUAUUGAACCCGGAAUAUUCCUUUAACUUGAGAGUUAGUCACGAUUUGUGAAUGAAUCAUUCAGACCAGUUUUGUUAACUGGAUCAACCGAUUCAUUAAAAAGUUCGCUACUUCACUCAUGAACUUUAAUAAUGAUUUAAAUUCCUCCUUAUGUGUUCCACUCAAGAAAAAAAGUCAUUCGAGUUUGGAACAACAUGAGGGAGAGUAACUGAUGAUGACAGAAUUUUCAUAUUUGUGUUCAUCUCAUUAAAUUAGUUUGAAUGCA